CAGAUCAGUCAGUGGCUUCAUGGAGUUAUGUACCUCUGAUCCGCCGCCAUGGAUUGCAAUCCGCGAUCACUCCUUUUCAUUUUACCUCUUUUAUUGUCCUGCGUUAUUCCUGCGUUUCCCAUCAUCUACCCCCCCAAUGAAGUCAACCUGUUAGACUCAAAAGCAAGCCAAGGGGAGUUAGGAUGGAUUUCCUACCCAUCGCACGGGUGGGAGGAGAUCAGUGGGGUGGAUGAGCACUACACUCCUAUCAGGACCUUCCAGGUCUGCAAUGUGAUGGAGUACAGCCAGAACAACUGGCUUCGUACCAACUGGAUCCCUCGCCAGUCAGCCCAGAAGAUCUACGUGGAGCUGAAGUUCACCCUGAGGGACUGCAACUCCAUCCCGUUGGUCUUGGGCACCUGCAAGGAGACCUUCAACCUCCUCUACCUGGAGACAGACGACGACCAGGGCAGCCACUUCAGAGAGCAUCAGUUCUCUAAGAUUGACACCAUCGCCGCUGAUGAGAGUUUCACCCAAAUGGACCUCGGAGAUCGCAUUCUCAAGCUGAACACUGAGGUGCGCGAGGUGGGUCCCAUGACCAAGAAGGGCUUCUACCUGGCGUUCCAGGAUGUGGGCGCCUGUGUGGCUUUAGUUUCAGUGAGGGUUUACUUCAAGAAGUGCCCAUACACUGUGAGGAAUCUGGCUUCCUUCCCUGAUACAGUGCCAAUGGACUCCCAGUCGUUGGUGGAGGUCAAAGGCUCAUGUGUCAAUCACUCCAAAGAGGAGGAGCCCCCACGAAUGUACUGCAGCACAGAGGGGGAGUGGCUCGUGCCUAUUGGGAAGUGUCUAUGUAACCCGGGGUACGAGGAGAGAAGCAACACCUGCCAAAUGUGCAGGGCAGGCUUCUACAAGUCAACGCUCGGAAAUUUGGAGUGUGCAAAGUGUCCGCCUCAUAGUUUCUCUCACCAUGAGGGGUCCCUUCACUGUGGGUGUGAGAAAAACUACUUCCGUGCUGAAGGAGACCCUGCCUCCAUGGCCUGUACACGUCCUCCUUCAGCUCCUCGAAAUGUGAUCUCUUCCAUCAAUGAGACUUCAGUUAUCCUGGACUGGAGCUGGCCGGAGGACAGUGGCGGGCGCAGGGACAUCACCUUCACUGUCCUCUGCAAACGCUGUCGUGGUGUUACUGCUAACGGCAGCAACGGUGGGGCCCAGCAUUGUGAGCCUUGCCGGAGCAAUGUUCGCUUUCUGCCAAGGGCCACAGGCCUCCACAACACCACAGUGACGGUGGCUGAUCUGCUAGCCCACACUAACUACACGUUUGAGAUUGAAGCGCAGAAUGGUGUGUCACCGCUGGCCCCCAGGAUGAGGCAGUACGCCGCUGUCACCAUUACCACCAACCAAGCCGCUCCCUCCCCGGUAACAGUAAUCAAAAAGGAGAAGACGUCUCGAAACAGUGUCUCCCUGUCCUGGCAGGAGCCUGAAAGACCCAACGGCAUUAUCCUCGACUAUGAGAUCAAAUACUACGAAAAGGAGGAGCAGGAGACCAGCUACACCAUCCUCCGUGCUCGGGGUUGUAAUGUGAGUCUGAAUGGUCUGAAGCCCAACACCGCCUACCUGCUGCAGAUCAGAGCUCGUACCGCUGCCGGAUAUGGAGCCAGCAGCCCCAGUUUCCAGUUUGAGACCAGCCCUGACUCAGCCUUCUCCAUCUCCAGUGAGAGCAGCCAGGUUGUUCUGAUUGCCAUUUCCUCUGCUGUGGCCAUCAUUCUGCUCACUGUGCUGCUCUAUGUCUUGAUUGGCAGGUUUUGUUGCCACAGCAAAUCCAAACAUCCUGAUGAGAAAAGACUGCACUUUGGUAACGGCCACUUGCGUCUGCCGGGUAUCAGGACCUAUGUAGACCCCCACACAUAUGAGGACCCGAGCCAGGCUGUGCACGAGUUUGCUAAGGAGCUGGAUGCCUCCUGCAUCGCCAUCGAUAAAGUGGUGGGAGCAGGUGAGUUUGGUGAGGUGUGCAGUGGUCGCCUAAAGCUGCCCAGCAAGAAGGAGAUCUGUGUGGCCAUCAAGACUCUUAAAGGAGGAUACACAGACAAACAGAGGCGGGACUUCCUCGCUGAGGCAUCAAUCAUGGGACAGUUUGACCACCCCAACAUCAUCAGGCUGGAGGGGGUGGUAACACGCAGCAAACCCGUCAUGAUUGUCACAGAAUACAUGGAGAAUGGAUCCCUGGACAGUUUUUUGAGAAAACAUGAUGCCCAGUUUACAGGCAUCCAGCUGGUUGGCAUGCUGCGUGGCAUCGCCUCAGGCAUGAAGUAUCUGUCCGACAUGGGCUACGUUCACCGAGACCUGGCAGCUCGGAACAUCUUGGUCAACAGCAACCUGGUGUGUAAAGUGUCAGACUUCGGCCUCUCCCGAGUCCUGGAGGACGACCCGGAGGCGGCUUACACCACCAGGGGAGGUAAGAUCCCCAUCCGGUGGACAGCUCCAGAGGCUAUUGCCUACAGGAAGUUUACAUCAGCCAGUGAUGCUUGGAGUUAUGGCAUUGUCCUCUGGGAAGUGAUGUCAUAUGGCGAACGGCCCUACUGGGAGAUGUCCAAUCAGGAUGUAAUAAAGGCCGUAGAUGAGGGAUACCGCCUCCCCCCACCUAUGGACUGCCCUGCUACCCUCUACCAGCUGAUGUUAGACUGCUGGCAGAAAGAGAGGAACAACCGCCCUAAGUUUGAACAGAUUGUCAGCAUCCUGGAUAAACUCAUUCGCAACCCUGGUAGCCUCAAAAUUACAGCCAACACCACAUCCAGGCCGGCCAACUUGUUGUUGGACAGGAGCAGUUCAGAGGUACCCCCAAUGGGGACGGUGGGUGAUUGGAUGGAUGGAAUGAGGACCUUGCCCUGCAAGGAGGCCUUCUCUGGGGUCAGCUACAGCUCCUGUGACACACUGGCCAAGACCUCCACAGAGGAUCUGAAAAAGGUUGGAGUGACUAUCGUAGUACCACAGAAGAAGAUCGUGAGCAGCCUCAAAGCCCUAGAUUCCCACACCAAGAAUGGCCCUGUACCUGUUUAAAAAAAGAGAAACCAACAAAUAAAACACCAGAGACCUGUCUGUCGGUGUGGUUGCUAAUCACAGUCUAACACGGAGGCUUCAUAUUUAAACUGGAAAUGCAUGGAAAUGGAGAUGAUUCAAAUGAGGGCUUUCACUGUUUCAUUGAGAGACGAUAUCAAGUCCUGACAGAGGAACAGGAAGAGCUCAGUACAGACCUGCCAGCUAGUCAACUGGUUGAUUCUUCAACACCUCUGUCCCUCCAUGCCCAAGUUGAGAUGCCUUACAGACAAAUGGGGGGUAGAGAGCGUAGGGGAAAGCCAAGGAGGGUAGUGAGACCUGGCCAGGAAUACAAACUGGGACUAGGAUACAGGGCAAGGACUGGACUAACAUAAAGCCGGAGCUCUCCAAUAUUGGCUAAGCUGGAUAGCAUAGCCUUUCCUUUACAGCUAAAAGGGGACGGGCAUGCUCGCAGUCUCCUCCCACCACGCCUGACUAGCAGCCUGUGGAACGUGGCUGGGGAAACGGCUGAAAUGCCUUGUGUGGAAGAGGAUGGCAGACAGCAGCAGCUCACCCGGAUGUGGACCAUUCCUGGACUAUUGAGGUCUGAGACAUGAGUUUUUGUUGUACCUACCUAGAUUUACUAUCUCUAUCCAUGAGAGAACUGAGCUGGUAUGGACACACCUAGACGAUAACCGAGCCAUUUUACCCUAUUAGUCUAACCUAUAGCAUUUUCAAUCAGUAGACAUGUCACACAAAAGCAAUAAUUAUGAUAAUCAGUUAAAUAGUUAAAUAGUCUCAUUGUAUGGAAGCCAUGAGUCUGUCACAUGUACAAUGUACUGAACGCUGUGCUUUGAAGGUACAGGGGCCAUAACACCCUUCACAUACAGAAUUUUCUUUAUGGUGACAUCUAUGUUCUUAUGUGCUUAUGAACAUAUAUUGUACAGUUAUAGUGCUGUUCUCUCAACCCAAUUCCCGUUGUGUCAAAUCUAGGAUGUAUACGUUUUCCAUUCUAUUUUCUCUAACAAGGGGAAACAGAUAGAGCGAACGCAAAGCCAGGAACUGAGAGUGCAGCUUAGAACAGACAGGAGCAAGAGAAGGGGGAAACUAUGAGAUAUAGAGAUAAAUAAUAGGAAAACUAAAUCUUAAGUAAGAGGAAGCGGUGUCAUUCAGACCUCUGCUUCAGACAUUCUCAUUGUGUUUAGGAAGUGUUUUAAACUGAAAGUGAAUUUGUCCUUGAGUUUCUUCUUCAGGUAAGACAGGUUACCUUUAUCAAGCCUAUACAACAUCAGAAAUUACAUUCUUUCUAAGGAGUAGGAUUUGUUCUCUGGGUAUAAUCAGUUCAAAAGAUCUGAUCUGAGGCUUUUAUAGUCCAUUUGUUUUAGUUUGGAUCCAUAACAUAUUAACAAAACAGAAAUUUGCUGUAAAAACAAACAAAACUUUGUUCCAGUAAAAAUUAGCUCUUAAUCCAUAAAUACUGGUGUGUUUAAUACAAAAAGCAUACCUCCUCUUGUUGGUUUGGAUCAUGGUGGAAUCACCAAGCAAAAAGCUCAAAUUUUGAUUUAUUUUCAACAAAACCUUGGUCUUUGUUCUGUGUUUUCAUUGGGGAAUGGGGUUUUCCAUCACUGCCCUAAACUAGCAAGUGAACAGUCCCUGAAAGAGAUGCAACACUUCCAAUAAAUGAUUGCUUUCUGAGAUCGUAUCCAAGUACAUCAUAUGUCCAGGAUGGGAUUUCCUAAAGGCACCUUACUACUUAGAUGAUCUUUGUACUAUGAAGACAGAGUUUAAGAUUUUAUUCUCCUGCUUUGAUGACACCCAGUCAGUUCCCCAGUGCAACACAUACCCAGUAUUUCUAAACUGGCAUUUUGGUACUAUGUGCUGUUGGAUGGGUAAUAUUUAACCACGAGGUUGCUAUCUUUAAGCUUCUUCCAAGCACUUAGUACACAAUAUUUAAGCACUUUGAAUGGAAAUGUUAUUGCCUUGGCUUAUCUACUGGACAGGCGUGAUUUUGGUGCUUUUGGGAAACCCAGUCCCAGUUUGUCAGUCGUUCCUCUGUUACUUGGUCUACCUGUGGAUGCUGCUGUUGCUGCUAUGUGUUCUAAUUAGCAUGUACAUAAUGUAAACCAUCAUACUGAUAGCAACUAGCGCUACAGAUCCCACUAUAUGUACAUGGCCAUCCUUCUUUGUACAAAUGUUUGUAUGUAUAAUAGAAUAAAUAAAAAAAUGUGCAACAUUUUUAAUUAAAAAAGAGACAAAAACCAUCUGUAUUAUAUUUUAUCUUAUUUUGAAUUUUAUUUGUCUACUUUGUUUUUUUCUUUUCUACAAUAAAAACGCAAUUAUGAUUACAUUAUUAUUUAUUUGUUAACAUUAUACAACGCAAUGUUGAUGGUUUUUUUGUAGCAUACAGUAAAUUAUGUGUCAGUGCUAUCUGUGUUUUGGUUUUUGACUUACUUUAUAAACCUGGGACAUCUGAGAGAGCAAUACUGUUAUGCACCCUAUAUCCAGAUCCCUCAUUUUCUGUCUCAAGACUGACCCGCGUGUCUGUGUGAGAGUUUACGUGUGCAAAUGUAGAUUGCCUUGUCUACUAAUGUAAAAUGAUUUGUAGUGGAAACAUUUAUAUUUUUAUAAUAAAUAUUCGCAAAAUAUUUUCCAAAAGAUGGAUGAUGAUA
Molecule: messenger RNA, 5678 nt
Organism: Micropterus dolomieu (smallmouth bass)
Lineage: Eukaryota; Metazoa; Chordata; Actinopteri; Centrarchiformes; Centrarchidae
Gene: epha3
Product: eph receptor A3
Exons: 17
Coding region: 49-3033 (994 amino acids)
Biological process (GO): cell surface receptor protein tyrosine kinase signaling pathway; protein phosphorylation; axon guidance
Cellular component (GO): neuron projection; plasma membrane
Molecular function (GO): protein binding; transmembrane-ephrin receptor activity; ATP binding
Source: RefSeq, a predicted model, not a curated record